This is a messenger RNA of Prorocentrum cordatum, 3360 nucleotides long. Lineage: Eukaryota; Dinophyceae; Prorocentrales; Prorocentraceae. The record is from the annotation of a GenBank genome assembly.
CGUGGUGGCGCUCAUGGGCGACGACGGCUCCUUCCUGGUGCUCGACAGCGCCGGAGGCUGGGCGACGAGCGAGGAGCCGCAGCUGCUCCACGUGGCACAGCCCGAGCCCGCCGCGGGCAGGCAGGCGCCGCCGCCCGCCGGGGAGGCGAAGGCCGCGCCCGCGCACGCGCCCAGGGGGGGCUCGCCGCUGGAGGACCUGCGCCGGGCCCGGCACGAGGCCUGGCUGCAGCGGCAGGCUGGAGGCAGCGCAGGGCACGCGCCGACAAAGGAGCCCGAGGGCGGGCCGCAGCGCCUCGACGACGACCAGCUGUACGGGCCCGCGCGGCCGCAGGCGGCCGCCGAGGACGAGCAGCUGGCCCGCCAGCUGCAGCAGGAGGAGCAUGCGCAGGCCGUCGCGGAGACCGCCCGCCCGCCGCAGCUCCACAGGUGCCCAGGCUGCAGUUUCGCGAUCACGUGGCACGCCACGCACUGCUGCGCGGCCUGCGCCACGUCGCCCGGCAGCCACGGCCCGAAGUGCGAGCGAGUCCCCGCAGCCGGCGGCGGCGGCGGCCAGCCGACCAUCGUCAACGGCGUCGUGCGCCGGGCGCAGACGACGAGGGGCGCGCCGGUGCAGGCCGCCGAGCCCGAGCCGGAGGUGGGCGGCUGGGGCGAGGCUCCGGCGACGGGCAGGCGCACCGGGGGCGGCCAGAUGUCCAUCGUGGCGGGCGUUCUGCAGAGAAGGGACCACCGACUGCCGACGGGCAUGGUGCGAUUCAGCAGGGGCGACCGGGACCAGGUCCUCUUCGUCUGGGCAGAGCGCAUGGCGCUGUGCGUGGGGAACAGCUGCCACGACCAGCGGAACAACCUCCGCUUCGCCGCGGUCGCCCUCGAGAAGAGGACCCAGCGGGGGCCCUUUGGCAUGCGGAUGCCCGGUGGCGGGGGCGGCGGCGGAGUGCCGCUUGGCAUGGGCAUGGGCAUGGGCGGCAUGGGCAUGGGCAUGGGCAUGGGCAUCGGCCGAGGGAUGGCCCGGGUAGUGGAGAAUCCCGACCACCCAACGAACAAGUACCCACAGUACUUCCAGCGGAUCGACAACCUCAGUGGCCAGGUGGAGGGCCUCUGCCGUGGCAUGGUCACGAAGGCGAGGCAGCACCAGCGCGAAGCGGUGCGGGAGAGGCUGAUCCCCGCGGCAAUGGCGAAGGUGCAGGAGAUGGAGGACUUGACGAGGCAGGUAGCAGAGGCGGACCAGGACGAGAUGCAGAAGGUGGAGAUGCUCAGGAUCAUCGCCCUGCAGCGCAGGUACCUGGAGGCCCUCGACGCCUCCCUCGGCGGCAGCACCCCACGCCCUGGGCUUCCCAAGCCCGACGAGGUGCUGGACUUCUCGGUGGCCAACCAGGAGGUGUCGGCCCAGGUCGCGGACCUCACGGCGGUCGUCGAGACCAGAGGCGGAGCUUGGACAUGCAGCAGCUCCUCCUGCUCUCGCGCAUCGCUUGCAACACGGGGCACCAGCUCCAGAACCUCGCGGCCUACGCCGCGGAGGACCCGAGCCUCGGCGAGCUGGCCAGCCGCAUCGACAACCUGGGCGGGCAGGUGGAGAACAGCAGCCGCAGCAUCAUGGUCAUCGUUCAUCGGCAGGAAGAUCUCGGGACGAUCCCGAUCAGCUCCCGGCAGGAGGUUGCCAGGCAUUGCAGCAACGCCUGGGACAACACCACCGAGAUGGCCCGCCUGUCGUCCUCGGAGCGGCUGCGGAACAACUCCUCCGUCGCCGAGAUGGCCCCGACCCUCGUGCGCCUGCAGAGGUCCGUCAAGUGGCUGAACGAGAGCGCCAUGCUCGAGAUCGAGCGUGAGCUGUCCUUUGGCUUCGGCCUCUUCGGCCCCAAGCUGACGGGCAACCUCGGCCCCAGAGCACCCGAGCCUCCGCCCCAGGCGGCAGCCACCAGCGGCGCGCAGCGCGAGGACAGCUUCACCUACGACGUCGUCGUGCUCGGCGCGGGGCCCGCGGGAGUCGCGGCGGCGGAGGCCGCCGCGGAGCGCGGGCUGCGCUGCGCACUGGUGGAGCCGCGCCGCGACGGCAUCGGCACGGCCACCGGGUUCAACUCCAAGGUGGCCCACCUGAUGAUCUCGGAGGCGACGGGAGGCGCCUGGAGCGGCGCCGGGGCCGCGCCCACCCCGGAGGUCUGGCGCACGCUGGCGCGGCGGCGGCGGGAGCAGGCCUCCGCGUACGGCGCCCGCGCCGAGGAGCGCCUGGCCGCCGCGCGGGUGGCGGUGAUCCGGGGCUGCGCGAGGUUCCUCGGGGAGCACAGCAUCCUGGUGUCGGACUUCGACACCGGGGAGGAGUCCGAGAUCACGGGCGGGUUCAUCGUCGUGUGCACGGGCGCGCGCCCGCGGCACCCGGCGCUGUGCCACGUGGACGGGCGCGUCAUACACGACUACAGGACCAUCGAGGAGCUGGGCGCCGACGAGCUGCCCUCCUCGCUCGUGGUCCUGGGCGGCGGCAUCAUCGCCUGCGAGACGGCGAGCCACAUGGCGGCGCUGGGCGUGAGCACGGCGCUCCUGGCGCCCGGCGGCCUGCUCAAGAACCUCGACGCCGACGUCGGCAGCGCCGUCGAGGCGCACCUGCGCGAGCGCCGCGGCGUGAGCAUCGCGGUGGGAUGCAAGGUGAAGACAGUGGUUUCCGACGGCGCCCGCGCGGUUGCCGAGCUCGAGGACGGCUCCGAGAUCACGGCGGAGGUCGCCGUGGUGGCCUUGGGCAGCACGCCCAACACCGAGUGGCUCGGCCUCGAGGCAGUGCCGCUGAAGCUCGACGCCCGUGGCGCCAUCGAGGUGGACGGCGACAUGAGAAGCAGCGUGCCCCACGUGUUCGCCUGCGGGGACUGCUGCAGCCGAGGGGGCCUGCUAAGCCAGGCCAAGCAGCAGGGCCUGACCGCGGUCUCCGCCCUGCACCGCGACCGCGGCCGCGUGCUGUCUGCGGCCCCCUCCAGGGACGCCCCCUCGGUGAUCUGGACCGUGCCGGAGGUCGCUUCCUGCGGCAUCCGGGGGGGGCGCGCUGGCAGUUUCGACGUGGUGACACGCUACACGGACUGCGAUCGAGGCUUGUUUCAGCGCGCCGACCAGGAGUUCUUCCUCAAGAUUGUGUAUGAGCCACAGGGCUUCCCCGCAAAGGUGUACGUCCGCGGCGUGCACAUCUUCGGGCCCCAGGCAGAGCAGCUCGUCGCCAGAGGUGCUGAGCUGAUCGGCAAGUCCAUCGAUGAGGCCAUGGAAGCGACCGCAAUGCCCGCUGCGGCCACCUUAGAGGAGAUGUACACAGUGAACCUCCGCAGCGCCGCAAAACGGACCGUGGACGUGCAGGCUCAGAGGCCAGACGGCGGUUGCGCUGCCAUGUGA